Molecule: messenger RNA, 2371 nt
Organism: Amaranthus tricolor (Joseph's coat)
Lineage: Eukaryota; Viridiplantae; Streptophyta; Magnoliopsida; Caryophyllales; Amaranthaceae
Exons: 3
Coding region: 216-2018 (600 amino acids)
Molecular function (GO): protein binding
Source: RefSeq, a predicted model, not a curated record
AUCUAAUCCAUUUUUCAUUAUUUCAAAUCUCAACCCUCAUACCACUCCCUCUCCAUUUCUUCUCUUCUCAUAUAAAAGCCUCCACCUAUUCUCCUAUUUUCUUCCUUGAGAGGAAUAAGGUGCUUUUAGAGAGAGAAAGUGAAGCAACCCAAAAUAAAAUUAAAGAAGCAAUUUUUUUAGAGAGAGAAAAUAAGUAGCAAGAAGUUUUCUUGUUAAUGGUUGAUCAAACAUAUACAACCAUGUCUACUACUUCAUCUUCAACUUCUCCUCCUCAUCCUCCUUCUUAUGAAAAGAAGCAUUGGUGGCUUAGUACCAAAAAGAUGGUAGAUAAAUACGUCAGAGAAGCAAAAGCUCUGAUCUCAACUCGGGAACAGAGUGAGAUUAACUCAGCACUGAGUUUACUCGAAUCAGCACUUUCUCUUUCUCCAAGAUAUGAACACGCUCUUGAACUCAAAGCUCGUUGUUUACUCUCCCUAAGAAGAUACAAAGAAAUUGCUGAUAUGCUUCAAGAUUACAUCCCGAGUUAUAAGAUGGCAUACUCGGAUGACUCAACCGGGUCAUCAUCGGAUAACUCGUCUCAAACACUUUCUAGAGAACGAGUCAAACUUUUGAGUUCAUCUAGCUCCGAGUGGGACUCACCGGGUUGUGAUUAUCCUACUAAUUUCAAAUGCUUCUCUGUUUCUGAUCUUAAGAAGAAAGUUUUGUCUGGGUUUUACAAGAACUGUGAUAAAGAAGGACAAUGGAGGUACUCAGUUCUAGGCCAAGCAUGCUGCCAUCUCGGCCUAAUGGAGGACGCCUUGGUCCUCCUCCAACAUGGAAAACGUCUUGCCUCGGCUGCAUUCCGACGCGAGAGCAUUUGCUGGUCUGAUGACAGCUUUUCUUUUACUGUUUCAUCUACCACCGAGUCAACUCACCAGCAACUCAUCGAGCACCAGCCACUCACCGAGUCCGAGUCAAUUUCUCACCUCAUUGGCCACAUCAAACUCCUGCUCCGCCGUCGCGCAGCCGCUUUAGCUGCCUUAGACGCCGGACUUUAUGCCGAAUCAAUCCGACAUUUCUCGAAGAUUCUAGAAGGACGCCGCCCGGCCCCACAAGCGUUCCUCGCAGAAUGUUACCUCCACCGGUCUGCCGCCUAUAAAUCUGCCAGUCGGACAGCUGAAAGUAUUGCUGACUUGAACCGGACCCUUGCAUUAGACCCGACUUCAACCGUGGCACUUCAUGAACGAGCAGGUUUAUUUGAGUUUAUUGGGUGUAUUACUGACGCGGUUCAUGAUCUUGAGCAUGUGAAAUUAAUUUAUAAUUCUAUUUUACGAGACCGUAAACCGCCCGGUCCGGCGUGGAAACCCAGGGCGGUUCCUUAUAGAGAAAUUCCUGGGAGACUUUGUGCAUUGGGUUCAAAAAUUCAACAAUUAAAACAAAGAAUUGCGACAGGUGAUACAGGAAAAGUAGAUUAUUUUAAGUUAAUUGGAUUGAGGAAAGGUUGUUCAAGGUCGGAAUUGGACCGGGCUCAUUUGCUUUUAGUUUUGAAGCAUAAACCGGAAAAAUCGAUGUCGUUUUUAGACCGUUGUGAAUUAUCAGAUGAAAAGGAUUACGACUCAGUCAAGGACCGAGCUCGAAUGUCAGCGGUUUUACUUUUCCGCCUUAUGCAAAAAGCCUACUCAAAUGUUUUGUCAACAAUUGUUGAAGAGGAGGCGGUUGAGUUGGAGAGAAAAAAGGCCACGUUGGCCUUACAACAGGCCCAAGCGCAAGCCCAGGUCCAGGCCCAACAAAAUGUUGAGGUUUGCAAACAAAUGGAGCGGGACAAUGGACCUAGGCUUUCGCUUGGGCAUGAGUACGGGCAAGAGGCCUAUGUUGAUUACCCCGAUGAAGUGCCCACCACUUUAGAUACCGGUGGCCAAAUGGGAUCAUUCCCGUACCAAGGGGUGUUUUGUAGGGACUUGGCCGUGGUUGGAAGUUUGCUUUCCCAGGUUGGAUUCAACCGCCCACUCACAAUGAAGUACGAGGCCUUGAGUUGUUAAAGGAUGGUUUGUGUAGUUACAAAAAUUUGGAAUGAUAAUUCGAUGAAAGAUAAAAACAUUAGAUCCUUUAUAAAAUUUUUGAGUUCGUAGAGGAAUGAAGGAUAUGAAGAAAAUAAAUUUUCGAAGGUGAAUCUAGAAAAAAUUUAAGAGAUUGGCAUUUGGCAGGGGUAAUUUUGUGGUUUAGUUCCUUGUACAGAAAAAAAAAAAAAAAAAAAAAAAAAAGACAAUCCAAAGGAAAAAAGAAAGGAUUGAAUGGACUGCCAUAAAUUUUUGCUACUACUACAAGCUGUAGAUGUACAGACUUUUAUGUUUAAAAUUAUAUUAUCUCUUAAUUAGUAUUAAUGAUAUUAACA